This is a messenger RNA of Anopheles stephensi (Asian malaria mosquito), 3001 nucleotides long. RefSeq names its product carboxylesterase 5A. The transcript has 2 exons. Gene Ontology annotation, biological process: modulation of chemical synaptic transmission; chemical synaptic transmission; neuron cell-cell adhesion. Gene Ontology annotation, molecular function: signaling receptor activity; neurexin family protein binding. Gene Ontology annotation, cellular component: cell surface; synapse; postsynaptic membrane. The coding region runs from base 780 to 2720 and encodes 646 amino acids. The record is from RefSeq and is a predicted model, not a curated record. Lineage: Eukaryota; Metazoa; Arthropoda; Insecta; Diptera; Culicidae.
UUGUAGGCAUACCCACACCGCCUAGAACAUGGCUGAGAUUGUAGUUGUACCAAGCGGUCCUGCCCGUUUGUGUGUCCCCAUUUACUUUCACCCCGUACAACUCGUCCAUCGCGUGAGACGUCCUUAGCGGGACGAGCGGGUGAACCUACUCCAUCCUGCUUCUAAAACAACGAAAGGUCGGAAUUUUAGAACCCGAGCAGCCAGCAGGCUUACCCAAAACCCACACGGCGGGACGGCGCGAACGUUCAUUCAAGCGGCAGCCACGAACGAAUCAACAUCUUCGGAGUGUCUGCGAAAACCCGUGCGACAUGUCACCGUAAGGACCCGCGGGAAGCUUGUGUCCGCGAGUUUGUGGUCGAUUGGUAAAAGUGCGUCAAACGUUUCGACACCUAUAUUACACCAGCUCGAAUUUGGAAAAUCCGAUACAUCUCACGAUCGAACACCAGCAGUCAACGCUUUGCAGAAUAAGUGGUGCGACUUUGUUCAAGUGUUGCGACCGUUUGCCGUCGUCAGUGCGGCCGUUUGGUUUGUUUGGUUGUUGAACCUGUUCCGUCCGGGUUUGUUUGGUAGUGGUGCCCGGGCCUUGGCGGGCCGCCAGAGUUUCUCGUGGUCUAGAUUCUAGAAGUGCCCGAAACCUCAGUGACGUCCCAGUUCCAGUUUGGGUGUUUGUUUUUCGUUUCGUUAUAAUUUUUCGUUUCGCUGGAGUUUCUCGGGUUCGAGUUGAGGCAGGCUGGUUCGGUGCGCGUGCAACAACGGCAGUGAGAAAGUGAAAUUUUGCCAUGGUUACAGUGUCGACGGGCCCGGGCCGAACCUUCACCCGGCUGGCACUGCUGCUGAGUUUGCUGUGCCGUGGGGGACUGGGCCGCGAUCCACCUACCGUGACCAUCCCCGACCAGGGCACGGUGAUGGGCAUGUACAUGAAGAUGUUCCGGACGCAGCGGGUCGUCGCGUACCUGGGCAUCCCGUACGCUCAGGCACCGGUCAACGAGAAGCGCUUCACGCCACCAGUGGUGGACAAUCUGCCCAGCUGGGAGGGAGUCAAGAAUGCGACCACCAUGGCUCCCCAUUGUUGGCAUAUGCCGCGUGAUACCCACCGCCGGCACAACCAGCUGUUUAUGGAGCUGAUCCGAUCGGGGGACGACGGUGGAGGCGAUGGUGGUGGCGGCGGCGGCGGCGAGCGGCAGUACGAUGAGGAUUGCUUGUUCCUGAAUAUCUACAUACCGGAUUCAACCAUGCCAACGGAUGGCUACUCGGUGCUAGUAACGUUUCCCACUGGUGACUUUGAUGGCGACACGCCCUUCACGUUAAAUCCCUUCCAGAUGGUGUUCAAGCAGAAGAUCAUCGUCGUGACGGUGGCCUACCGGUUGGGCAUCUUCGGGUUCUUCACCAGCAUGGACGGGGAGGCACCGGGCAAUUUCGGCCUGAUGGACCAGUCGGCCGCGCUGCUCUGGAUCAAGCGCAACAUCCGGCUGUUUAACGGGAACGAGGGUUCGGUCACGAUCAUGGGCCACGGAACGGGUGCGGUCUGCGUCGGGCUGCACCUCAUGUCCGGCGACUGGACGGACGACAUGUUCCACAAGGCCAUCCUGAUGUCCGGUAGCCUGCUGCUCGACUCGAGCGUCCGCACCGCCAAGCAAUAUGCAUCUUCUUUGGACGAGCUGGCGACCGCCUUCGGGUGCUUCCGGCGGCCGACCACAAAGAUGAUGGAUUGCUUGCGGCGGGUCGACGCGCAGAUUCUGGCCGAGAACUCGCCACCGAUCGACUGGGGCCCGGUCAUCGACCGGGGGCUGAGCAACACGACCACACCCUUCAUCUCGGACCACCCGAACAUGCUGGUGCACCAGGGCAAGCUGCGCCGGGUGCCACUGCUGAUUGGCCACACCGACAUGGAGGAGGUGCUGGAGCUGACGAUGGGCGACAUGCUGGAGCACGGGCUGGGCGCGGAGAUGUUCGAGACGCUGCUGGGCGACGUCGUGGUGGGCGAUCUGGCCGAGAUGGACUUCAACGAAACGCUGUGCGGCGGCAACAUGGACAUCGUGAUGGAAGCGGUCCAGUACCAGUACAAACCGUACCCUCCGACUACCGACCCGGUCGCCCUGCGCCGGAAGUACAUCGAGUUCGCGACCGAGCGCAAGUACGUGGCGCCGACGAUCGAGCUGGCGAUGCACAUGAGCCAGCAGGCGGACACGUUCGUGUAUCGGUUCGACAUCAAACCACGGACGGCGGCCGCCCUCAAGGAGGUGCCGGAAUGGGUGGGCGUGCCGCACAACUUCGAGCUCAUCUUCCUGUGGGGUCUGCCGUACUGGUUGGCGCUCGCCGACCAAAUGCAGUGGGACAGCGCGGACAAGCGGGUGGCCGACAUCGUGAUGACGCUGUGGGCGAACUUUGCCAAGUUCACCAACCCGACGCAGGUUGGCGUGUACAUCCGGUGGGAAAAGUUCACCGUCACCGAGCCGGGCGUGCUGAUCAUCGACCGAUCGUUCAACAUGAGCGACCACACGACGAUGAGCUUCGACGCGGUCAAGUUCUGGAACCAUUACUACCCGAGCGUCAUCAACUUUGCGGCCCAGUGCUGUAACGCCACGUACAACGGUGGUGGACGGGGCCCGUCACUGAGCGGCGGUAGUCUGGUGGGGAGCCUGGCGGUGGCGGCCACCACCCUUAUCCUGUUACAAUCAUUCGUUCACCUGCACACGACACACUUUGCCUCGCCAACGUAGUAAGCCACGCGACGCCGGAUGCGCAAAUGGAAGACGUUUUUGUAAUAAAUCACUCCUGUGUACAUAGCGAAUGUGUGGGUGCGUGUGCGUACUGGUAGCGAGGUUUUCCAUCGUUUUUCUUUGUUUGUUCGUAUUUGUUUCGUUCUGUAAAAGUAGACAAAUGAGAACGUGUUGUGUUUCUGUUUCUAAUUUAGCAAAACUAUAGUUUUCCUCCUAAUCCUAAUCCGACGCAGGUGUAAGUUGACAGAAAUAUAUAUGUACAAAUAAAGCAACUAAAAGAA